Molecule: messenger RNA, 2259 nt
Organism: Grosmannia clavigera kw1407
Lineage: Eukaryota; Fungi; Ascomycota; Sordariomycetes; Ophiostomatales; Ophiostomataceae
Product: threonyl-tRNA synthetase
Exons: 5
Coding region: 1-2259 (752 amino acids)
Biological process (GO): threonyl-tRNA aminoacylation
Cellular component (GO): cytoplasm
Molecular function (GO): ATP binding; threonine-tRNA ligase activity
Source: RefSeq, a predicted model, not a curated record
AUGGCCCCUCCCAAGGCCGGAAAGGUGGUGGUGCCGGUGGCGGACGCCGGACCGCCGCCCAAUCUGGACUUUUUGCCGCACCGCAUCGCUCUCUACGACCGGCUCAAGGCGGAGGCCGACGCGGAGCUCGCGAGCAAACCGCGUGUGGACAUCACGGUGACGCUGCCAGACGGCCGGACGAUCCCUGGUACGGCCUGGGAGACGCGACCGUACGACAUCGCCCGGGGAAUCAGCAAGUCGCUGGCCGACCGGACGGUGAUCUCACGCGUUGACGGCGAUCUCUGGGAUCUGAUGCGGCCGCUCGAAGCCGACGCUCAGGUGUCCCUGCUGGACUUUGAGGACGACGAGGCCAAGCAGGUGUACUGGCACUCGAGCGCCCACAUCCUCGGCGAGGCAGCCGAGAAGGCCUUUGGCUGCCACCUCUGUUUCGGCCCGCCCACUGACGAGGGCUUCUUUUACGACUUUGGCAUGCCGGCUGAGGAUGGCCAGGGCCGGCCGAACCACCACAGCACCGUCACGGACGACGACCACAAGCGCCUGUCGUCGCUGAUGGACGGCAUCGUGCGCGAGCGCCAACCGUUUGAGCGCCUCGUCAUGACCAAGGCCGACCUGCUCGAGAUGUUCAAGUUCAACAAGUACAAGCAGGUCCUGAUCAACUCCAAGAUCCCCGACGGCACCUCCACGACUGUGUACCGCUGUGGGCCGUUGAUCGAUCUCUGCCGCGGGCCCCAUGUGGUCGACACUAGCCGGAUCAAGGCGUUUGCUGUCCUGAAGCACAGUGCCUCGUACUUCCUCGGCGAUGCCAAGAACGACUCCCUUCAGCGGGUCUACGGCAUCUCCUUCCCCGACAAGAAGCUGCUUUCCGACUACAUGAAGUUCCUCGAGGAGGCUGCCAAGAAGGACCAUCGUCGUAUCGGCCAGGACCAGGAGCUCUUCUUCUUCCACAAGUUGUCGCCCGGCUCGCCCUUCUUCCUCCCCCACGGCAUGCGGAUCUUCAACGCGCUCAAGGAGUUCAUCCUCAGCGAGUACCACAAGCGUGACUACGUCGAGGUCAUGUCGCCCAACAUGUUCAACGCCGACCUGUGGCGCACUUCGGGACACUGGGAACACUACCAAGAGGACAUGUUCACCCUCGAGGUCGAGAAGCAGCAGUGGGCUUUGAAGCCCAUGAACUGCCCGGGCCACUGUGUCAUCUUCGGCUCCAGGGAACGUUCGUACCGUGAGCUACCUCUGCGCAUGGCCGAGUUUGGUAUUCUUCACAGAAACGAGGCCUCGGGCGCCCUGUCUGGCCUGACGCGUGUGCGCCGUUUCAUUCAGGACGACAGCCACAUCUUCUGCGAAGAGGACCAGAUCGGCUCGGAGAUCCGUGAUCUGUUCGACUUCCUGCGCACCGUUUACGGCAAACUGGGCAUGAAGUUCCGCCUCAAGCUCUCGACACGGCCCGAAAAGUACCUUGGCAACCUGGAGACGUGGGACAAGGCCGAGGCCACGCUGCAGCACGCCCUGGAGGAGUUUACCAAGGAGAGCGGUGCCGAGUGGAGCCUGAACCCUGGCGAUGGCGCUUUCUACGGCCCCAAGAUCGACAUCCAGAUCAUGGACGCCCUGCGCCGCUGGCACCAGUGCGCCACCCUGCAGCUAGAUUUCCAACUGCCGCAGCAAUUCAACCUCAGCUACAUGACCGCGGCCAGCAGCAACUCCGAUGGCAAGGCCGAGGCCAAGACAGUUGAGACCAAGCCAGUCGAGGCCGAGACCAAGGACGGCAAGGACGACAGCAAGGCGGUGACAGCAUCGGCAGCCCAGACGCUGGCGCCCGGCUACUCGCGGCCCGUCAUGAUCCACCGUGCCGUGCUCGGCAGCUUCGAGCGUUUCAUCGCCACGCUGAGCGAGCACUUUGCCGGCAAGUGGCCGUUUUGGCUCAGUCCGCGGCAGAUCCUGCUGGUGCCCGUCAUGGCCGACGCCGAGGACUAUGUGCGCGAGGUGCAGAAGGUGCUCAAGGCCCGCGGCUUCUACGUCGACAGCGACCUGGGCGCCAACACGAUGAACAAGAAGAUCCGCAACGGACAGGUGCUGCAGUACAACUUCAUCUUUGUUCUCGGAUCCAAGGAGAUGCAGGACCGCAGCGUCAGCAUCCGUGUGCGCGACUCCAAGGGCGACCUCACCACGCUGUCGCUCGACGUGGUGGUGGAGCGGCUGAGCCGGCUCCGGGAGACGAAGGGCCUGGGCCUAGACCUGAACGACCUGGAAGAAGUCAAGGCAUAG